This is a messenger RNA of Ruditapes philippinarum (Manila clam), 1559 nucleotides long. RefSeq names its product neuroligin-4, Y-linked-like. The record is from RefSeq and is a predicted model, not a curated record. Gene Ontology annotation, cellular component: synapse; cell surface. Gene Ontology annotation, molecular function: neurexin family protein binding; signaling receptor activity. Bases 36 to 866 code for a protein of 276 amino acids. Gene Ontology annotation, biological process: synaptic vesicle endocytosis; chemical synaptic transmission; neuron cell-cell adhesion. The transcript is spliced from 2 exons. Lineage: Eukaryota; Metazoa; Mollusca; Bivalvia; Venerida; Veneridae.
UUGACGAAGAAUUCGUUCCAUUAACUACUUGGGAAAUGCUUCAUAGCGAUUCAGAUAUUGCAAAAGACAGGCGAGAUUUAUUCCGCAGUUUCGAUGUAAUGGCGGGCCUUGUAGACGACGAAGGUUUCAUGAUGAUUACUCCAUUUGUAGGUGUUGAUAACACAGAUACAUUUACAGUUGAUAGAUACCAAUUGGAAAACAAAUAUAUACCAGAUAUCGUGCGUAUAAUGUUUGGUGAAAAUAUUCCAGAAAACAUAAAUACUCUUGUCGCUUUUGAAUAUACGGACUGGAAAAAUCCUGAUGAUGAAGAGCGUUCUUAUGAAUCUUUUAUGCGGCUAAGUUCCGAUUACGUUUUUAACAGCCAAGUCAUUGACACAACGAAGAUACAUGCUGAAAAUAAUCAUGGCACAAAAACGUUUUUGUUCCUUUUAAAUGCUUUCUCAUCCCAACAUAUUCUGUGGGUACCACCCACGUGGAAAGGUGGGUCAGUACACGCUGACGAGUGGGCGUUUAUUUUAGGGUAUGAUUCAGAGAGCGGAUUUACAAGCGCAACAGCUCCAUAUGGCGUUGAACCACAGAAAUGGGAAAUUGAAAUGUCAAAAGAAGUAAUCAAAAUGUGGACAAAUUUCGCAAAAAGCGGUGAUCCAAACAAGCCGGUGCGCAUUAACACGGAAUGGCCGGAGUACAAUUUAGAGAGUCAACUAUAUCUUAACAUUAGUAGGGACAUGUCGGUCGGGCAGCGGUUAUUUGAUAGGGGCUAUAACUUUUGGACAAAUAUAUUACCUAAACUUGUAAAAAUGACAAAACCAGAAAUGUCCAAAAAGGAAAACUAUUGCGAUAAAGAAGAAUCCGGUUGUAGACCGUAGAAAAAACAAGUGCUUGUUUCACCUCGCCUAUGCAAAAUAUCAAAUAUAUAUUCUGAUAACAUUUCUUCAGCGUAUAUUUCCAUAUAUGACCAUUUAGUGUGGGAAUUUAAUUCUGAAAUCAGAAUGUAAUGAAUGUAGUCAAAUAUUUUUAAAACGCACAUGUUUAUAUUCAUAUUAAUUUUCUUCUUGUAUUUUUCUUUCAUUUAGAUCACAGGUGCUUGAAACAACCUUUUAUAUGUUCUUUAUGGGCUAUAUACUAUAAUAAGAUAUCAUUAAAUAAAUAUAAUUUUCCACGGUUGAGCGAAAGUGAAUUAUACGAAAAUUAUUUUCCAUUGGUCGAAUAUAGUAUCUAUUGAUAGAUUUGUGCUCGAAGUUUUCGUGCUAAAGUAAUGUUCAGCUUUGGACGAUGGACUAGGCAAUAUCAGCUUAAAAAAUUAAGAAUUGACAAGAAAUGUGUUUAGCAUAAAUGUUUCAUUUUCAACCAUAUAGUUGUGAUAUAUAUUUUGUAAGAUGAUUUUAUUAUCUGAAUUUAAGAUUAUUGUCUAUGAAUGUGUUAAAAUGAAUAUAUUUGUUAAUAUGCAUUUAUUAUAGUAACUAUGUAUUGUUACAUGUUAUAAUUGAAAUGUGAAUGUAUUACACACUACACACUGAUCGUCCAAUUGCUCCAUACAUAUAAUACAUUUUCAAAUAGUA